Cetraspora pellucida is the source of this 226-nucleotide messenger RNA. Lineage: Eukaryota; Fungi; Glomeromycota; Glomeromycetes; Diversisporales; Gigasporaceae. The record is from the annotation of a GenBank genome assembly.
UCAAAUGCCUCUCAAAGAAGAUGGAACAGAAGCCAAAAAAGUGAAUAUAUAUCAAGUAUCUAAUAAUACUUGUUCUAAAGAGACUAUUAAAGAAAUGGCUCAGUAUAUUAUGAAAGAUAAACUUAGUAAAAAAGAUAUAAAAGCAAUAUCUAGAAACUUAGUUAAAACUGUUUUUAAUUCUGUUGUUGCUUUAUUCUGUCUUUUUAGGCUUCGAAGAGAAUUGUAA